Molecule: messenger RNA, 4141 nt
Organism: Bursaphelenchus xylophilus (pine wood nematode)
Lineage: Eukaryota; Metazoa; Nematoda; Chromadorea; Rhabditida; Aphelenchoididae
Source: the annotation of a GenBank genome assembly
AUGUGGAUUCGAACGGUCCACUUCUACUUCGAGAUCGUCCUGUUUUGCAUGACCUGGAUGGUGGGCAGUUUGGUCAUCUACUUGUCCAUGUUCCGGUGUCGUGAUGUCCUCAAGGACUACCGCAACAUGCUCACGUUCACGGCCGUUGUGGACAUGGUGUUCGUGUUGAACUCGGUGUUUACCAUGGAGGUGGGUGACCGGUUUCUUGCACUGUUUUGUCCACGAAAAGUAUUUUGGUAGGGAAGAAAUGGCAGACAGUCCGAAAAAGUGCAGGAAAGGUUCAAAAAUUAGGGGCAAAGAGCUUGGUUAAUAAACUUUGGCUUAGACUAGGUUAGAUGAAAAAGUCUUGACAUAAAAAAAUUCACUGUGCAGUUUCUAGUGAGCUGGAAAAACGCACUGUGCAGUUCUCGGUGAGAGUGAAAAAACGCACUGUGCAGUUUCUGACGCGAACGAGAAACGGCGAAGAGGCAAAAUCAUAGUGCGCCCCGACCACGCACAGUGCGAAAACAAUUCUCCUAAAAUUUCGGUGAAACUGCACAGUGCGUUUUCCUCACAGCAGAAACUGCACAGUGCGUUUUUAAAUCGUAUUAGAAACUGCACAGUGCGUUUCCCCUUGCACCAGAAACUGCACAGUUCGUUUUUAAAAGAAUUAAAAAUUGCACAGUGCGCGUUUUUAGAUUGCAUUGGAAACUGCACAGUGAGUUUAUAAAAGAAUUAGAAAUUGCACAGUGCGUUUUUAUAUCGCAUUAAAAGCUGCACAGUGCGUUCUCUAAUAGAAUUAAAAACUGUACAGUGCAUUUUUAGAUCGCAUUGGAAACUGCACAGUGCGUUUUUUACAAGAGUUAAAAGUUGCACUGUGCGUUUUUUAUUCGUAUUUGAAACUGCACAGUGCAUUUUUAAAUCGCAUUAGGAACUGCACGGUGCGUUUUUCACUCGCAGCAGAAACUGCAUAGUGCGUUUUUUAAUAGAAUGAGAACUGCACAGUGCAUUUUUAAAUCGCAUUAGAAACUGCACAGUGCGUUUUUUUUUACCAGAGUUAAAAACUGGACUGUACGUUUUUUAUCCGUAUUUGAAACUGCACAGUGAGUUUUUCAAACGCGCCGGAAACUGCACAGUGCGUUUUUAUAAGAAUUACAAAUGGCACAGUGCGUUUUUAGAUCGAAUUGGAAAAUGCACUGUGCGUUUUUCACAAGGAUUAAAAACUGCACUGUGCCUUUUAAUAUCGCAUUAAAAGCUGCACAGUGCGUUUUUAAAAGAAUUACAAAUUGCACAGUGCGUUUCUAGAUCGCAUUGCAAACUGCACUGUGCGUUUUUCACAAGGAUUAAAAACUGCACUGUGCGUUUUUUGUUCGUAUUUGAAACUGCACAGUGAGUUUUUCACACGCGCCGGAAACUGCACAAUACGCUUUUAGAUCGCAUUAGAGACUGCACAGUGCGUUUUUUACUAGAAUUAAAAAUUACGCAGUGCUUUUUUAAAUCGCAUUAGAAACUGCACAGUGCUUUUACACUUGCACCAGAAACUGCACAGUGCGUUUUUAUAAGAAUUACAAAUGGCACAGUGCGUUUUUAGAUCGAAUUGGAAAAUGCACUGUGCGUUUUUUACUAGAAUUAAAAAUUACACAGUGCGUUUUUAAAUCGCAUCAGAAAAUGCACAGUGCGUUUUUCAAUCACGCCAAAACCUGCACCGUGCUUUUUUCAUCCUUGGGGGAAACGGCACAGUGCGGUUUUCAUUGGCGCAGGAAACUGCACUGUGCUUUCUUAAUCGCCCCUCGGACAGCACAUUAAAUUGGCGCAUCUACGUGACACUUCACCAAAAAAUUUUUCAGACCUUCUACGUCUACGAAGGCGUCCUGUACUACUACUCGGACAACCCACUCUAUCCGAAGGGUCAGUUCGCGGCCUAUUGGAGCGGCGCAAUGUUCAGUUUCUUCGUUCUGUUCUCCAUCAUCAUCACCGUGAUCCAGUUCAUGUACCGUUACGGGCUGCUCUGCCGUCCCGAGGCCUACACGAAGCUGCAGAUCGGUGGGGCGUUCGCCUGCUUCACCGUGUACAUUGUAAUCCAUCAUUACUUCUUCUGGUGGACGUUCAAUCCGCCGAACGCGGAGUACAAUGAUAUCCUGCGCCGGCACGGCCAGUCCCUCGAGUGGUACAUUGUGGCGGACUUGAGGAGCGUCAACUGGGUCUGGCUGCACUUCAUGAGCUUCCAGAUGGUGGUGUCCGUCUCGUAUACGUUCAACAUACUCUUCGGCGUGAAGAUUAUACAGUUUUUGAAGGCAAAGGCGUCGAGUAUGUCGGAGAAGACGUUGCGAGCGCAGAAACAAAUCACCUAUGUGCUGUUUAUUCAGGUGAGAAAGGAAAUUUGAAACUUUAUAACAGUAAUGUCAUUCUGUCGGGAAAAUAAUGAGCAGUCGCUACUCAAAAAAAAAACGUCGCUGAAGUGAAAAAAAUUGAUUUUGCCGCGACACAAUUCAUUUUCUCGGCGACAAUGCGAUUUUUGAUGCUAUAGAGUGCUCAUUAUUUUCCCGACAAACGGUUUUUUGCUCUUUUUCACUAUGCAAUCAACAAAAUUCCUAAAAAAUCAGCGACUUUUGAAACCUUUUUGAAGCCGCUGAAUUUCGGGGUUGCGAUUUUCAUGUAAGCUGGAGAUCGAUUUUUUUAUUGAUGGUGCUACAUAUAUCUUUCUCUCCAAAAAUUAGCAAAAAAUUACGAAAAUGUGGCCAUUUCCGACAUCCAAAAAAACCAACCUUUUUGUAAGCUGCGGGCUAACAUUUUUGCAUAAUUUUUCGCAUAUACAGUGAGGGACCUGAUCCAUUGGCAAAAAAGUAUAAUUUUGCAUUCGGGAAGUAUCAAAAAUGUGGCAUAAUACCUCUCAUUACAAUAAAACAAAAAAAACUCCGUUUCGAAAUGUGCCCUUUUCCUCACAAAAAAAAGUCAGCAAGCAUUUUUUUUUCCAAAAUCUAGAAAAAGUCGUAUAAUUCCGACUGUCGGGAAAAUGAUGCGCGCAGUGUCGCUGCGCCAUUUGCGUUGCUGAAGUGAAAAACAACUUGAUUUCUCGGCGACACAAUUCAUUUUCUUGGCGGCGAUGCAAUUUUGGAUGCGAUAGAGUGCUCAUUAUUUUCCCGCCAGACUGAUAGCCUCUGCGAAAGACGGGAGGGAGACAUUUUUGAGUGUUUAUGUCGCGCCUCGGAGUCGCUCUUCAUCGCUUUGCGACUGCAAGCCGCGGCUUGGGAUUUGGUGCGCGAUAGCGGCGAUGCGAGACGAUCCGCCGUUAUUUUUCCGACAGACUGAUAACAAGGGAAGCCCUCCAAGUGCUCAGAUUUUCUUUAGAUUUUGCGCAUAUAUUGGGCAUGAGCUAAAUAUCAAUUCCUGAAGGUUUGAAUUCGUGCUUUUCGGCCAUAAAUUUGGUAGUUUUGUGCGGAAAAAAUUAAUUUUAUGUGGAAAAUCUAUGGUAGAGAUAGGCAUGAAACUUUUCGUGCCGAAAUUCGGCAAAACGUCUCAAAAUUUCGCUGACUUUCGAUCUUAAAAUCUCGGACGUUCCUGCAAAGCACGAGCUAGGAUUUUUGCAUAUAUUUAAAAAAAAAUUAUUCUAAACUUGUGCCAAGUUUCAUCAAAGUCUGAGCGUCGCACUUGGAGUACUUCCCCUGUAAAGGAAUGGUUUAGUAAAAUCUCCAUCAAACUUCACUGUUAUAUUGCCCAACCCGAAACAAGCAAUUUUACUAUGCACCUGCUAGUUUCAUCAAAAUCUGUAAACUAAAUUUUGACCCUCUCUUUUGACACUACUUCACAAAUUUCAAGCCCAAUUUUCCAGGCGCUCUGCCCUCUCAUGGACACCGUAAUCCCGGCGUCAUUCGUCUGUCUCAACGUGAUCAUCGCCCGAAAUGCCGGCCUCGCCGAGACCGCCAUUCUGGCCAGCAUGGCCAUGAACAUCAUCCCCUUCUGCAAUUCGUUGGUGGUGAUCUUGGUGAUUCCCAAGUACCGGCAGCUCGUCUGGAAGAUGCUCCGUCAUCCGCUUACUCAUGCGUCCGUCGACGCAACACACACCGGCUCCGUCGCCAUUUCCGAUUCGCAGGACAAACGAAGUACCAGCAAGGUUGGAGGGCGUUCGUCGAUUAUGGUGUCGGCGGGGGCUUCCGCCCACUAA